UCUCAACAAUUGUUGUUAACAAAACGUGUUCAGUGUGAAUUUAUAACUUGACCGUAGUGCAUCUCGUCUAUAUAAAACUAUACAACGCUUCGGAAACAUAAUUUUAUAAAAAAUAUAUAUAUUUAAACGUGUAUAAAAAAUGGUGUUUCUUUUAAGUUAAAACGCAAGCGCAAAAUAACUACGAAAAAUUCGUUGUGUCUAGAUAAUAAAGUUUGAUCAUUUGCUGCUGAAUACGUUUGUUGAAUAAAAAUUUAAUUUCGCUUUCUAACGCGCGCGUGGUUGCUGCUUUAUAACUUAAUAUUCGAACAAUUUUGUUAGUGGUUUGACAAUAACAACUCGCUUUAAUUCACACAAAAGAAAAUUAAUUAAAAACGGCUUCUACUUAAUUAAAAUGUUUAACUAAACUAAAAAACAUUAACUAAAAAUGGAAAAUAAUCAUAAAUUAACAAUAAACACCAGUGGCGCCGAAAAUCAUCGUGGUUCAGUGUCGUCCACUAAUUCUCUGGAAGUGCCAGCAACACCAACAAGAUCGCCCAAAAAAGUGUCAUUCUCAGAUGAUUUACCUUAUGCGACCAGUAGCAAUACGAUUACAACCAACACAAAUACUACAACUACUGUCAACAGUACAACAACAAACACCUCUACUACCACUUCUAAUCACAAUCAAGAUCAUAAUAAUGUAAAUAAUAAUAAAACUACCUCGGUUAUCAUGAAAAAUAAUACCUCAAAUAUCAAUAAUAACAGUAAUAAUGAUAUGACAACUGCUAAAGAUUAUAAUCCUUUUGAUUUUAUGCUAACACAAGCUGCUCAAUAUUUGGAAAAACUACACGCCAGCCACAACAACAGCGUGGAAUCUCUUAAACGAAACUCAAAUUCAAGUUUAAAUUCUCAGAAUAAGUUUACCAGUAGUUUAAAUAUUAAUUUAAAUCUUAAUGGAAAUGAAACGCCAGAAGAGAAAAAAUCUCCUGCAAUAUUACAUUUCACAAAGGAUCAAGUGGCAACUUCGAUAAACCACAAUAACUCACGAUCUCAAUCACCGUUUAGUAUCUCUACCCAAUCCCCUAACCAACAGACUUUCUCAACAGAAUCCAAUUCAAAUUUUUCUUCUUCCUUAAUGGCCACAACAAAUGAACCUCCCUAUAAACCACCAAGAACCGCUCUAUUAACAACUGCUGCAAGCAGUUCUAACAAUCACAAUUCAGCGAUAACAAUCUCAGCUCUCCCAUCACCACCACCCGCAACGACAACUACAAGACCUUCAUCAAAUAUGCAUGAAAUCAGUGAAGAACAAGCCGCUGCACAUGCCGGGAAAUACAUGGAACGUUCAAAUAUUAAUUUAGAUAAGAACAAAUGUAGUUACAUGGAACUGGAGGCAAGACGUGAUAAAAUUCGUUGGUCUUUAAUAUCAGAAUGCAGUGCGUCAUUGGGUGAGGGCAAACAUACCAGAGAGAAAUUUCGCACCAUGUUUCUCGAAGAGGAUUUUCAAAAAAAAUUCUUCAAUUUAUUCGAUUUGGAUGGAAAUGGUUAUUUGGUACAAGAUCGUUGGAUUGAACAUUUAAAAGGACGUUUAACCGAUGACAGACAAAUGGACUAUGCGGAACAGUUGGAAUCGGUGGCGUAUGUGCUUUGUGGUGAAAAUAGUAAAAUAACAUUUAAAAACUUUAAGGAUAUAUGGCAUACUCGAGGGAUUUUAGAUAAACUUUAUCGUCUCAUAGAUGCUGAUGGCACAAAUUCCAUUUCCACAAAUCAAAUCAUGGAAUUUAUUUCACAUUUAACCAAUUUAAGAGCACGCACUGGAUUUGAUAAAAGUUCUUUGGCACGUUUGGAGCAACUAUUUCGCAAUACUGUGGGUAAUGAAAAGGAGAUACGACGUGAAGAAUUCAAAAAAAUUGUUAUCUCAAAAAAUCCAUUUUUUACCGAACGUGUUUUUCAAAUCUUCGAUAAGGAUAAUUCGGGUUCUAUAUCACUGCAGGAAUUUAUUGAUGCCAUUAAUCAAUUCUCAGGACAAUCGGCUGAUGAUAAAAUACGUUUUCUUUUUAAGGUUUACGAUAUUGAUGGUGAUGGUCUGAUUCAACACAAGGAAUUACAUGAUGUCAUACGUGCCUGUAUGGAAGAGAACGGCAUGGAAUUCUCUGAAGAUCAAAUAGAAGAUCUUACCACUGCCAUGUUCGAAGAUGCUGAUCCCCAUAAUCGUGGUGAAAUUACCUAUGAAGCCCUUAAGAAUCAAUUACAUAAACAUGGUGGUCUAUUGGAGAAUUUAAGUAUAACUAUUGAUCGCUGGUUGGUGCCUAUGGCUCAGGAAACACCCGCCAGUAAUACCAGAGGAUCUUUCUGGCAACGUAUACCCAUACCUCAUCAAUUGACCCCAGCAUAUAUGAAAAAUAAUCAUGUUUUUGUAACAUAUUUAUUCAUCUAUAUAGCGGUCAAUGUGUGUCUAUUUGUAUCGAGAGCUAUACAAUAUAGAGCGAGUAAUAUCUUUGUUAUAUUUGCUAGAGCAUGUGGUCAAUGUUUAAACUUCAAUUGUGCCUGGAUUUUAGUGCUAAUGCUAAGACAUUCUCUCACCUAUUUACGUUCUCGUGGCCUGUCCACCUAUUUGCCGGUGGAUAAUCACAUAUAUCUGCAUAAAUUAACGGGCAUUGUGGUCUCAGUUUUAAGUUUAGUACACACUAUUAUGCAUCUCUUUAACUUUUCUCUGGUCGUGGUAAAUGAUCCCUUAAUUAAUAAGGCCAAUUAUACAAUUGCUGAAUGGUUGUUAACCGAUAGACCGGGUUUAUUUGGUUUAGUACCGGGAUGUGCCAAUCCCACCGGAAUAGCUCUUUUCAUUAUAUUACUCAUAAUGUUUAUCUGUUCGCAACCGUUUGUAAGGCGUAAAGGUUCAUUUGAGGUUUUCUAUUGGACCCAUUUAUUGUAUAUACCAUUUUGGAUAUUGGUCUUAUUUCAUGGACCGAAUUUUUGGAAAUGGUUUUUUAUACCCGGUAUUGUGUAUAUAAUUGAAAGAAUUUUACGUUAUGUUUGGAUGAGAGGAGAACAUGGCAAGACUUAUAUUAGUUCGGGUCUAUUGCUGCCUUCUAAGGUUAUACAUUUGGUGAUAAAACGGCCCUAUAACUUUAAUUUUCGUCCGGGGGACUAUGUAUUUGUAAAUAUACCGGCUAUAGCUAAUUAUGAGUGGCAUCCCUUUACCAUAAGUUCGGCUCCGGAGCAGGAGGAUUAUAUGUGGUUGCAUAUACGCACAGUGGGCGAAUGGACCAAUCGUUUAUAUCAAUAUUUCGAAAGGGAGCAACAGAAGCUACACAAUGGUGAUAUUAUAGCCCACAAACAGGCCAUACCCACCUCGAGUCUAUUGCAAAUCAAUGAGGCCAACAACAAAAAACCUUCUGCCACUCCCCAAACCGAUUUCCUGGCUCAAAAUUUAGCCAAAAUGCAACACAGCUCCAGUUUUGAUUCGUCUAUGGUAACGAAAACUUUGCAACAAUUACAAACUACGGGACCCACCAGACCACCAAGACACAACUUUUCUCCCCCGCGUCUGGCCACCGAAAGUGUAACAGCUAGAGAAACCUCAGAUAGCAAUGGCAUCAAUCGUAUACGCAGUAUUAAAAAGUCUUUACAAAGGACCUUUUCUCGCAAGGAUAAUGCUGAAGAGAAAGGCAAACAGAAACGCCAUUCAGGUCAUUCAAAUGAUGGUUAUGUAUCGGAUGAAUAUGAUUUAGAGGGAAGACUGGAACAGGGACAACGUCAGAAAUUAAAAAAACUAAUGUUAAAUAAACCGCCUUUGGAGAAAAGUGCUUCCUUGCCCGAUAUGGCCGUCAAAACCAAGAAAAGAGAAAGACAAAAAGCACUAUAUGCCUUGGGUCGUUCAGAAUCGGAGCAUUCAUUUGAUGAAACUCGUAUAAGAAGAGCAAAAAUGCAAAAUAUGGGUUCAGCCUAUUUGAGUCCUCAAAAUAAAUCGUUGGCGCAAAGUUUCCGUUAUAUGCGCAAUAAACCCACUAUAAUUGCCUUCAAAACGCCCAGUAUGGAAGAAAAUGAACCAGAAUUUUCGCAAAAUGAAAUAAAUGCAACAAACACCGAAGCCUAUACACUAGCGCAAGCCGAAGAAGGGACGAUAGCAAAAGAACAAACCAUCAUUAAUAUCCAUCACAAAGAGGAUAAACCAGAAUUUACUGUAUCGAAACCUUUGGAGGAUAAUACGCAUACAACAGCUAAUGUAAACAAUCGUGUGGGACGCUUGAGACGUCCCACAUUUUUGCGUUCAUUAUCGACCUCUAUUAGAAAUCGGGGCAGUAAUGGCAGCAUGCCCACAAAUGGCACAACUAACUCUGGUGGCAAGGUUACACUUGAUGCAGGAGUAUUAGAGAUCUUUAUUGAUGGUCCCUAUGGUGCCCCCUCCUCGCACAUAUUCAUGGCUCAACAUGCUGUUUUAAUAGGUACUGGCAUAGGUGUUACACCCUUUGCUUCGAUUUUACAAUCGAUAAUGCAUCGCUAUUGGAAGGCCCGUCACACCUGUCCCAACUGUAAUUUCGAAUGGGCUAGUGAUAUACCGAAAACGGUUAUGAAUCUGCGUAAAGUUGAUUUCUUUUGGAUUAAUCGUGAUCAGCGUUCAUUUGAAUGGUUUGUAAAUUUACUCUCACAAUUGGAAAUUGAACAGGCGGAAUUGGGUGGUGCUAUGGAAAGAUUUUUAGAUAUGCAUAUGUAUAUAACAAGUGCUUUACAGCGCACCGAUAUGAAGGCUGUUGGUCUACAAUUGGCUUUGGACUUACUACACGAAAAGGGCAAACGUGAUUUAAUUACCGGCUUAAAAACGCGCACCAAUGCCGGCAGACCAAAUUGGGAUAAAGUAUUUAAACAGCUGCAGGCUCAGAAAAAGGGCAAGGUAACAGUAUUCUAUUGUGGGCCACCACAAUUGGCUAAAACUUUACGCUAUAAAUGCGAUGAAUAUGGUUUUGCAUUCCGUAAAGAAUGUUUUUAAAGAAAAUAAUUUUAUGUAUAAAUUUAAAAUAAUAAUGAAAUUAAUUUGGCAAAAUAUUAAGGUAAAAGGGCGAAAUUAUUUUUGAAUAUAUGUUGAUAU
Lucilia sericata (common green bottle fly) is the source of this 5065-nucleotide messenger RNA. RefSeq lists its product as uncharacterized. The transcript is spliced from 18 exons. Gene Ontology annotation, molecular function: superoxide-generating NAD(P)H oxidase activity; calcium ion binding. The record is from RefSeq and is a predicted model, not a curated record. Lineage: Eukaryota; Metazoa; Arthropoda; Insecta; Diptera; Calliphoridae. Gene Ontology annotation, biological process: defense response; superoxide anion generation. The coding region runs from base 425 to 4966 and encodes 1513 amino acids. Gene Ontology annotation, cellular component: plasma membrane; NADPH oxidase complex.